Messenger RNA from Liolophura sinensis, 1420 nucleotides. Its product is annotated as zinc finger MYND domain-containing protein 12-like. The record is from RefSeq and is a predicted model, not a curated record. Lineage: Eukaryota; Metazoa; Mollusca; Polyplacophora; Chitonida; Chitonidae. The coding region runs from base 97 to 1191 and encodes 364 amino acids. The transcript has 8 exons. Gene Ontology annotation, molecular function: protein binding.
GCUGUUUCCACGGUAACGAAUAACAACAACAUCGAUGGCGGCCGGAGGAUAAAGUGGAUUGUUAGUCUCUCGCUCAGGAAGCUUGAUUUCAGCACGAUGGCGAUCAACCCACUUGCCAACCCGAAGGACAUCAAGUUGAAAUGUGAAUUGUGUCAGAAGCCUGCUUUUGUACAAUGCCUCCAGUGCCGAGUGACAUAUUAUUGUGGUGUGGAACAUCAGAAGGCUGACUGGGUUGGGAUCCAUGAGAACAUAUGUGAUAGCCUUGCAGCUCUAAGACAGCCAGCACUGUUUCUUCCCUCCCAGGAAGAAAGAAAUCAUCGACAAGAAAGGCAGCUUCAGAAGCAGACUGAACUGAUUGAGCUGACGAGAACAACUGGCCAGAAGUUGUUAUUUGAAGGGAAACAUGAGCAGGCAUUACCUGCUGCCCUCCAGUCUCUUCGCUUCUCCAUUGAUGUGUAUGGUUUGGCCAGCAUAGAGCUUGUUCCUUCUUACCUCAUCCUGGGAGAGGCUAGUAUUGGUCUUGGUCGUCUUCCCCAGGCUGAAGAGUAUCUUGCACAAGCCCAGUGGACUGUUCUCAAAAUGCCAGAGAGUUCCAAUGCCAUUAAGUCCAAGUUAUUCCGUAAUCUGGGCCUGUUAUACGCUGCCAAAGGGGAAUAUGAUGAGGCACUGCGCCAGCUUGCUGAUGAUAUAUACCAUGCCUCUGAUGAGUUUGGAACAGAUGACAUUCGCACAGCUGGAGGUUACUUCCACAUGGCCAAUGUCUUCUUCAGGCAAGGAAAGAUGGAUAUUGCUGAUUCACUCUACAGACAAGUGACACAGAUUUGGUAUGAUUACCUGAGUAAGAUCAUCCAGGUAAGAACGAGGACACCUGAUACACCUGUAGGGGUGGGACCUGUGAUUACAGACAGUAAACAAGAGGAGGAAGAUCAGCUGGAUGAGGCCCAGGAGGCAGAAGCUAUCCAGGUUUUAAAUGCAGUAUUUGACAUGAGGGAGCAUCAGCCUAACCGCAAGCCUGAGGACAUGGCCAGGAUUGCCUAUUCUCUGGCCAUGUUGUAUUAUGUGCUCUACGAUCUAGAUAAGGCCAAGGAGUACGGGAGAAGAGCGGUUGUGGUCAGCGAGGGAAACCCUGAUGAGGAAUUAUCACGUUCUAUCAUAGAAUUCAUGAAAAUUUGUGAGAAGGUGUACUUAUAGGACAGUAAGCUAAAAGCAAUGAUUUCCCAAUGAAACUUCACAGCCUUUCUUGUGUAUUCCAGAGUCCCAGUCUUUCCUUCUCAGUACAGUUGAACUGUCAAAGUGCACAUGCACUAGUUGUCCACUGACGAGAAGCUGUGUCUGUGAUAUCUUACACUUUCAUUCAUCGUUUUGUUUGUUACAUGUCCAUGUACUUGUGAUAGAGAAAUAAAGGCCACACAAGUUAUCA